AUGGAUGCAUUCAUUACGAGAAAGAAACGAAGGGUCUCUGCACCCAGAGAGGAUCCCAGCCCAGCAAGACAUGAGGCUCUCAAUCUCCCAUCGAAUUCGGAUCUCGCAGGCGAUGAUUCGACAGACGUCAAACUAGCCAUUUUGAUAUCCCUGUUCCCAAAAGUUGGACAAGACGAUAUCCUCGAUAUCCUCGUAUCAUGCGAUGGCUCUGUAGAAGCCGCUUCUUCACUGCUCAAGUCACAACCACCCGCGAAACAAACACCAGGAAAAAAGCGAGCGACUCCCAGCUCGUUUCUGGGCAUUCAAACAUCACUGUCAUCCCAUGUCAUGACUAAAUCCAAAGAUGGGCUACUCACAUCUCUCAGCGAAAGCAUGCAGAGUCGGAAGCCUCCAACUAUCAAGAAAGGGAAGACGCUACACCUCUAUGCCCCUGAGGACAUUGCUGCUUACACGCCUUGCACGAUCAUACACAAUUUUCUUCCCCCCGAAGAGGCCAAUAACCUACUUGUUGAGCUGCUCGAUGAAUCCGAGUACUUCUCCAGAUACGAGUUCCAACUUUUCAACCGCACCGUCCAGAGUCCACAUAGCGCGUGUGUAUACGUCUCUACGCCCGAAGAAUUCAAACAACAGACAACUGAGUACACUUAUGGCGGGACCUAUCGAGCAAAUGUGCGACAAGCAACGCCGCAUCUGCGCUCCGCAUCGCGAAAGGUUCAAAGCCUCGUGAACGACGAGAUACAAACACGCAUCAAUAAAGUCUAUCCAGAAGGAAAGAAACUCAAAUUCCAAUCCCCGAAGGAAUGGCGACCUAACGCGGCAUUUGUAAACUGCUAUAAUGGACCUACGGAGAGUGUGGGGUAUCAUUCAGAUGACCUGACCUACCUCGGACCACACCCAAUAAUAGGAAGCUUAAGCCUGGGCGUGGAACGAGAAUUCCGAGUCCGUCGGAUCAUUCCUCAAGAUGAUGCGGACGAAGAGGAUGAUAAACAGACCAAUCAAGAUCGGGUCGAUUCAUACUCGCGAUCCACCAAAGAUGAGAGAGCGGCAGCAGCCCGCGCCGAUGCUCAGGGGCAGAUCUCCAUUCAUCUUCCCCAUAAUUCUCUUCUUGUGAUGCACGCAGAGAUGCAGGAGGAAUGGAAGCAUGCAAUCACUCCUGCUCAGACAGUUUCGCCUCACCCGCUCUCCGGUACUUGUCGAAUUAAUGUCACCUACCGCUGGUAUCGUGAUACUCUACAUCCGCGUCACACACCACGAUGUCGAUGCGGUGUACCGGCGAUUCUUCGAUGUGCACAGCGCAAGCAAGAGAACCGCGGCCGCUAUAUGUGGAUGUGCUAUGCCGGAUAUACACCAGGGAAAGAGGGGUGUUCGUUCUUUCAAUGGGCCGAGUUCGACGACGACGGCAAUCCGGUGUGGGAUCAUAAGCAAAGCAAGGAUGUGGCACCAGCUUUGUCCAAUUUUUCAGCAUCGCAGUAG
Molecule: messenger RNA, 1473 nt
Organism: Penicillium cosmopolitanum
Lineage: Eukaryota; Fungi; Ascomycota; Eurotiomycetes; Eurotiales; Aspergillaceae
Product: putative CUE domain protein
Exons: 1
Coding region: 1-1473 (490 amino acids)
Biological process (GO): DNA repair; DNA alkylation repair
Cellular component (GO): nucleus
Molecular function (GO): ubiquitin binding; dioxygenase activity; zinc ion binding
Source: RefSeq, a predicted model, not a curated record